This is a messenger RNA of Penicillium brevicompactum, 1479 nucleotides long. RefSeq lists its product as uncharacterized. The transcript has 3 exons. NCBI's taxonomy places the organism in Eukaryota, Fungi, Ascomycota, Eurotiomycetes, Eurotiales, Aspergillaceae. Gene Ontology annotation, biological process: sphingosine biosynthetic process. Gene Ontology annotation, cellular component: membrane; intracellular membrane-bounded organelle; cytoplasm. Bases 1 to 1479 code for a protein of 492 amino acids. The record is from RefSeq and is a predicted model, not a curated record.
AUGGCUUCCUCAGACUCCUCCGCCCAGGAACCACACGACAUGGCGCUGAUCCUCGAUCAAUCUGUGUCUCUGACGCUCGGCACAGAUUCGCUACUCAUAAUUGAUGAUCGUCCUGGUCGUAAAGCCGAUCGAAGGUGCUGCGGGCUGCUCAAGUCUAAACCAGAGACCACUCAUGCCAUCUCUCUUUACAAUAUCCUCGGUGCCGAAGUGACGGCUUCGACCCUGGUCAUCGCGUAUGCCGAGCCCGUUGGCAAGGACGAUGUUUCCGUCACGACCGUUCAAUAUCCAAUUGCCGAGAAGGAAAAGAAGGCUGUUGAUACCUGGGUUCAAAUAUUGCUACAGUUGGCUUAUGGCAAGGCGCUUCGUGGGAAGCGCUUGAAGAUCCUGGUCAAUCCAUUCGGUGGGAAAGGCACAGCCGCAAGCUUGUACCAGAGAUAUGCGGCGCCAGUCUUUGCAGCCGCGAAGUGCCAGGUGGAUGUUGAACAUACUACACACCAGGGCCAUGCAAUGGACAUCGCCGAGAACCUCGAUAUCGACGCCUACGAUACGGUGGUCUGCUGUUCGGGCGAUGGAUUGCCAUACGAGGUCUUUAAUGGCCUCGGCAAGCGGCAAGACGCCCACAAAGCCCUGACACAAACUGCCGUUGCGUUGCUUCCAUGUGGUUCUGGAAAUGGGCUUACUUGGAAUGCUUUUGGGACUGGCAGUGUCUCAAUUGCGGCUUUGGCGAUUGUCAAGGGCGUGAGGACCCCUUUGGACCUCGUCUCAAUCUCACAAAAAGAUUCGCGGACACUGUCCUUCCUCUCGCAAUCCUUUGGUAUUGUCGCGGAGUGUGAUCUAGCUACCGAGAACAUCCGAUGGAUGGGCGCGCAGCGAUUCACAUAUGGCUUUCUGGUCCGCCUGAUGAGGCAGACGAUAUGGCCAUGUGAUAUUGCGGUGAAGGUUGAGAUCGGGGACAAAGAGGCAAUCAAGGAGCAUUACGCAGCAUGGUCUACCCGCCCUGCGGAGGCCGAUGCCGAUAGUAAGCGCCUAGAAACCGCAGCCCUGUCUCCAGGUCUACCUGAGCUCAAGUACGGCGGCGUCACAGAUGAUCUCCCCGAUGACUGGGAUGUCGUACCGGGAGAAACCAUGGGAAACUUCUAUGCCGGCAACAUGGCGAUCAUGUCCAAGGAUACAAACAUGUUCCCUGCCACUUUGCCGAAUGAUGGACUCAUAGACGUUGUCACAAUCGACGGCCGAGUCAGUCGUGGCACUGCAAUUACAAUGAUGAAUGAGAUUCCCAGUGGUCGCUUCUUCGACAUGCCAGAACUCAACCUCCGCAAGGCAUCUGCUUUCCGUCUGACUCCUCACCAGAAGGAAGGCUACAUCAGCAUAGACGGUGAGCGAGUGCCCUUCGAAGCAUUCCAAGCCGAGGUCCACCAAGGCUUGGGCACCAUUCUCACAAAGUCCGGCCGUCUAUAUGAAGCGGAAGGCCCUCGCUAA